ACCCCUCUUCUUCCCCCCCAUCUCUCUUCCGCCCGCUCCCAUCCUUUUUCUCAUUCUCCAACGCUACUCCUAUUGCCAACUCGGUGAACCUGCUAAGGUCACAAAUAAAACCAACCCCACGAUACUUUGAAGCAUCGUAUUUCGCCGACCGGGGCCUGACAAAACAUGGCAGACACUAUUAUUCAAUCCGACAGCGGAGCUAACCCUGGCACUAUCGAACUCAAAAAGAACACCACAAUCAUUGUCCUCGGUGCAUCUGGCGACUUGGCUAAGAAGAAGACUUUUCCCGCUCUCUUUGGUUUGCACAGAAACAACUUCCUUCCACAAGACUGUAAGAUAGUUGGAUAUGCAAGAACCAAAAUGGACGGGAAGGAAUACCUUUCUCGAGUCAAAUCAUACAUCAAGACCCCUACCAAGGAAAUGGAGGAACAGCUGGAAACAUUCAUGAAAAAGUGUUCUUACGUUUCCGGUCAGUACGACCAGGACGAAUCGUUCAUACGGCUUCGUGAUCACCUCGACGACCUUGAGGCAGGGCGUCCAGAGAAUCAUCGUAUUUUCUACAUGGCACUACCCCCCAGUGUCUUUACCACUGUUUCUCAGCACUUGAAGAAGAAUUGCUACCCAGACAGGGGAAUUGCGAGACUUAUUGUUGAGAAACCAUUUGGUAAAGAUUUGCAGAGCUCCAGGGACCUCCAGAAGUCUCUCGAACCUGACUGGAAGGAGGAGGAAAUUUUCCGCAUCGACCAUUACCUUGGAAAGGAGAUGGUUAAAAAUUUGCUCAUUUUGAGAUUCGGUAACGAGUUCUUUGGUGCCACAUGGAAUAGAAACCAUAUCGACAACAUUCAGAUCACCUUCAAGGAGCCCUUUGGAACUGAAGGACGUGGGGGUUACUUCGAUGAUUUUGGGAUCAUUCGCGAUGUUAUGCAGAAUCAUCUUCUCCAGGUAUUGACUAUUAUUGGGAUGGAACGUCCAAUUUCGUUUUCCGCUGAAGAUAUCCGCGAUGAGAAGGUCAGAGUUCUUCGAGGAAUUCCAGCUAUUGAGCCCAAGAAUGUCAUCAUUGGCCAAUACGGGAAAUCGCUUGAUGGCAGCAAGCCUGGGUAUCUGGAUGACGACACUGUCCCUAAGGAUAGCAGAUGUCCAACAUUCUGUGCUUUGGCUGUCUAUAUCAAGAACGAGAGAUGGGACGGUGUUCCAUUCAUCCUGAAGGCUGGAAAAGCCCUGAACGAGCAGAAGACCGAAAUAAGAAUCCAGUUUAAGGACGUCACCAGCGGUAUCUUCAAGGACAUCCCCCGCAAUGAGCUUGUCAUUCGUGUCCAGCCCAACGAGAGUGUCUAUAUUAAGAUGAACUCGAAGCUGCCUGGAUUAAGUAUGCAAACUGCUGUCACUGAACUUGAUCUUACCUAUAGACGCCGUUUCAGUGAUCUCAAAAUCCCAGAGGCAUACGAGGCACUUAUUCUCGACGCUUUGAAGGGCGACCAUUCUAACUUUGUCCGCGAUGAUGAAUUGGACGCAAGCUGGAGAAUUUUCACCCCUCUCUUGCAUUACCUCGACGAGAACAAAGAGAUUAUUCCAAUGGAAUACCCAUACGGUUCACGUGGGCCGGCAGUUUUGGAUGACUUCACCGCGUCUUACGGAUAUAAGUUUAACGAUCUUGGAGGAUAUCAGUGGCCUGUACAGAGCACUGCUCCUCACAAGCUCUAGCCAGGGUUUUUCCUUUUCCAAUGUGAUGGCUUUAAAACCUUCCGCAAAAAUGCCAGGAACCUUUUACCACAUCCUGACCAUGAAUCUCGUGGCAUGAGUGUUAUUUCUCUUUUUGGAUCACAGCGACUUGACCGAACCACUAGUUUUCAAUGUUAGAAAUUACCACUUUUGUUUCUUUUCCUUUUUUUUUUUCCUUUUCUCUUUUUUUUCCGGUUUUUCGUUUGUGCCUUUCCUGCUGUGGCUUUUAUGUCGUAGGGCCUUUUUCAUUCUUCUGCUUGAAUAGCAAUUGUACUUUAAACAUCACAAUUGCAUACCGAUUAUCCUGG
This is a messenger RNA of Tuber melanosporum (Perigord truffle), 2027 nucleotides long. RefSeq lists its product as uncharacterized. Gene Ontology annotation, biological process: glucose metabolic process; pentose-phosphate shunt, oxidative branch. Bases 166 to 1701 code for a protein of 511 amino acids. The record is from RefSeq and is a predicted model, not a curated record. Lineage: Eukaryota; Fungi; Ascomycota; Pezizomycetes; Pezizales; Tuberaceae. Gene Ontology annotation, molecular function: NADP binding; glucose-6-phosphate dehydrogenase activity. Gene Ontology annotation, cellular component: cytosol. The transcript has 10 exons.